Danio aesculapii is the source of this 875-nucleotide messenger RNA. Its product is annotated as serine/threonine-protein kinase pim-2-like. The record is from RefSeq and is a predicted model, not a curated record. The transcript has 5 exons. Gene Ontology annotation, molecular function: protein serine/threonine kinase activity; ATP binding. The coding region runs from base 77 to 643 and encodes 188 amino acids. Gene Ontology annotation, biological process: negative regulation of apoptotic process; protein autophosphorylation; regulation of mitotic cell cycle. NCBI's taxonomy places the organism in Eukaryota, Metazoa, Chordata, Actinopteri, Cypriniformes, Danionidae. Gene Ontology annotation, cellular component: cytoplasm.
UGCCAUCAAGUCGACUGAUUAUGAAGUUGACAACAAUGUGCCUAAGUAUCCAGGAGACCUACCUAAAGAAGUGGUAAUGAUGACACUUGCGAGACGUCCCCCCGCCCUGCUGCUCCUCAAACUCCAUGAAUGGUUUUGGGAUGAAGAGAAAACAUCAGACGGGGAAGAGAAGAAGAUUAUGCUGGUGUUAGAGUAUCCUGGCCCGUGCAAAACACUGGAGGAUUUCCUGAAGGAGCACGAAGACCUGGAGGAGAGAGACGCGCGCACACUCAUCCUGCAGAUUGUCAAAGCAGGGCAGGAGUGCUUGAGGCGGAACAUCUGUCAUUAUGAUAUGCAUGACAGUAAUAUCCUGGUCAUCAGACUGCCUCUGCGCAUCAAACUAAUUGAUUUUGGACAUGGGAAGCACAUGAUCCAUGGGAAACAGCCACGGACCGAUACGAAGAUGUCUUCAACAGAAGCGGUUAAUGUUACAGUGAACCAGCUGUUCAUCCUCAUCAAGGAAAUAGCAGGACAUUGUUCCAGCAUACCAGCAGAAUUCCGGGCAUUUAUUGAUCACUUCUAUACCCUUGAGGAAGAAGAAGAAGAUGAGAUACUGCUGCCUGUGGAGAAGAUUCUGGAUCAGCCAUGGCUGAAAAACAAAUAAAAUCAAGACUGUUCUAGACCUGAGUAAUUUAUGCUUUCCACCCUGAAAGAGGAGAUUUUAGAGCACAAGUGAUUCAGCAUGACGUAGAGCCCAUCAGCAGCAGGAAACAGGGUUUCAUUCUUCAAGCCUGAAACCAUUGAACAUUUAUUUUUCUCUUGUCCAGUCACUAAAACGUUUUGGCAGGACCUUUGCUGUUGGCUAAGUAACAAUAUAGAAACUGACAUUCCAUCCU